AUGAAUUUUCAUGCAAUAUUUCUUCUUGUACUUUCAAUUUGGCUGAAACAUUCUGAUGGACUACAUGAAGACUUUGUUAAGUGCAUGUCCAUGCCCAUCAAUUCUACUAGCAAAAUCAGUAUUUCCAAAUACAUUCACACCCCAAACUCCCAAUCAUACAAAAAUCUACUCCAAUCUGCUGAGCAAAAUCCAAGAUGGUACAAUUCCACAACUCGUAAACCCCUUUUCAUUGUUACACCAUAUAGCGAAAUUGAAAUUCAAGCAGCCAUUUUGUGCAGUAGAAAAAAUGGGCUGCAGAUUAGAGUGAAGAGUGGCGGUCAUGACUAUGAAGGCCUCUCAUUUCUCUGCAAAAACCCUUUUGUAAUCAUUGAUCUAAUUAAUCUUCAUGCGAUUUCUAUCAAUUUGGAGGAUGAAACUGCGUGGAUUCAAUCAGGGGCAACUCUUGGAGAACUUUACUAUGCUAUUUCGCAUAAAAGUAGCGUCCAUGGAUUUCCAGCAGGACUUUGUCCCAGUGUUGGAGUUGGCGGGCACUUUAGCGGAGGUGGGAUUGGUACCAUGAUGAGAAAACAUGGCCUUGCAGCUGAUAAUAUUCUAGAUGCUUAUAUAGUUGAUGUUAAUGGGCGAAUCCUUGAUAGAAAAGCAAUGGGAGAAGGUUUGUUCUGGUCUAUCAGAGGCGGGGGAGGAGCUAGUUUUGGUGUAAUAUUCUCCUGGAAGAUCAAAUUGGUUCGCGUUCCAAACAUUGUAACGGUUUUUACCAUGCAAGAGAAGUUGGAUCAAGACGGAAUGAAGCUGGUCGAAAAAUGGCAAGAAGUUGCUCCAAAGCUACCUUUAGAUUUAUUCAUUCGAGUAGUCAUCCAAAAUGGUGAGAAUCAAACUGUUGUAGCGUUAUUUAACUCACUGUUUUUAGGACCAAAAGAGAAGCUGGUUCCAUUGAUGAGCGAUAAAUUUCCCGAGUUAGGUUUACAGACACAGAAUUGCAAUGAGAUGAGUUGGAUUGAAUCUGCCCUGUACUUUGCAGGGUUUUCAAAAGGGCAAGCUUUGGAAGUUUUAUUGAAUAGGACUGUUCAAUACAAGAGCAAGUUCAAGGCAAAGACAGAUUUUGUCGUCCAACCAUUACCAGAAAGUGUACUGAAGGAAAUAAGCGAAAGAAUUCCUGAAGAACAGUUAGUUUAUUUGAUUUUGGAUCCUUUGGGAGGAAAAAUGGAUGAAAUAUCAGAUUAUGAAAUCCCUUUUCCCCACAGGAAGGGAAAUUUGUACAACAUUCAGUAUUUGGUGAAAUGGGAAGAAAAUGGCCUUGAAGCAUCGACAAGUCAAAUAAAUUGGAUUGGAGACUUGUACGAAUAUAUGAAGCCAUAUGUGUCCAAAUCUCCUAGGGCUGGUUACAUUAACUACAGGGAUCUUGACUUGGGAAUCAAUUUGAAAGAAAAUGCAAGCUACUCACAAGCUAAAAUAUGGGGGAAGAAAUAUUUCAAAGGUAAUUUUAAGAGAUUAGCCAAUGUGAAAAGCCAGGUGGAUCCGGGGAACUUCUUCAGCAGUGAACAAAGCAUUCCACUUCUUGUACACUGA
This is a messenger RNA of Coffea eugenioides, 1566 nucleotides long. Its product is annotated as berberine bridge enzyme-like 22. Lineage: Eukaryota; Viridiplantae; Streptophyta; Magnoliopsida; Gentianales; Rubiaceae. The record is from RefSeq and is a predicted model, not a curated record. Gene Ontology annotation, molecular function: oxidoreductase activity; FAD binding. Bases 1 to 1566 code for a protein of 521 amino acids. The transcript has a single exon.